AUCUCUUGCUGCUUGGUUAGUUACUGAUAUAAACAGCUGGAGGUAUUGAAGUGCAGAGCUUAGAUACAGGCAGAGCACUGAGGGGGUACUCAGGAGGAUUAUAGCUCUGUGUACUGAAAUCUGGGAGACAGAAGAAGGAUUAGUGGGGAAGGGCAAAGAGAGCAGGAUUUAUCCGCUUUUCAAAUAUGCAUUACAGCUUUUUCUAAUAUUUCACUGGAUUGUCUAAGACUCUGCCUCAUAAUAAGAAGAGUUCCUUGACCAUAAAAGAAAGGUUUCCUCUCCUUCUGGAAUCUGAUGUUAUGAAGUGCAACUGGCCACAGUCAUGGAACUGUUCAUAAGUUCACCUGAACCAGAUCAGCUGCCCAGAAACCCCACGGUUCUAUGGAUAUAAAGCAUGAUGCCAUUGUAGUUGCUGUUGCUACUGAAAAAGACCAUUUUUAUGGGAGAGUGAUGGGAUGAACUUAUGGGAGGAACUAAUACAAUUUCAAACGGUGAUUCAGGGGCCGUUCUGAAGGCGUGAAGUGCCCAGUUUCAGUAAGGGUAUGGCCAAACCUUUUUUCAGACUACAGAAAUUUCUUCGGCGGACCCAGUUUCUGCUCUUCUUUCUCACAGCAGCUUACUUAAUGGCUGGAAGCCUUCUCCUAUUACAGCGAUCCCGCUUGGUUAUCCAACAAGGCACACGUGGGACCUCAAAUAUUCAGGUCUCACCGGUUUCAGACAUGGUGAUAGGAGUUGGAAUCCUAGAUACCAGGACAAUGCAAAACCCUCGUUUGAGUUCUAAGCUUCUGGUGGACAUGGAUGUGCUCCAUGACCCAACAUCAGAUCAGAGGUAUGGGCCACGGUGGCUAAUGUCCCGGAACUCAGAACUGAGACAGUUAAGAAGAAGAUGGUUUCACAGGUUCAUUAAUGAACAACAACCCAUGCAAGUAAUGGGAUCUAAGAUGAUGCAACAUACAGGUGAAAACAAAGGCACUUACGUUGGAUGCUUCAGUAAUGAUUCCAGGGAGAAGACAUUGAAGGGAGCUGUGUUUUAUGACUUAAGAAAAAUGACAGUAUCUCAUUGUCAGGAAGCUUGUGCUGAGAGGGCUUAUACCUACGCUGGCUUAGAGUAUGGUGCAGAAUGUUACUGUGGGAACAAGCUCCCAGUAACUACUGCAAAGCAAGAAGAGUGCAACAAUGAAUGUAAAGGAGAGAAAGGUUCCAUCUGUGGUGGGGUGAACAGGCUGUCUGUCUACAGGGUGGAGGAGCUGCGGGCAGGGGCCAAACGACGGAGGAAUGUUAUCUAUCGAGGAUGUUUUAGAGCUCCAGAAAAUUUAACAGUCACCUUUCCAGCCUCUUUGAUACAGUCCAAUUUGACAGUGGAGAUGUGCUCUGAAUUUUGCUCCAAGAAAGAAUUUCCCUUGGCAAUCAUCGGAGGGCCAGAAUGCUACUGUGGCUAUCCCACAAUGCAUUUCACUCUUCACGACAGCGUGGACAGGUUGUUCUGCAGCAGACUGCAGAACGUCAGUAGUAUGGCUGAGGUGCCAAGAGAAGAGAAUUACUAUCAUGUCUAUCAGACUCCAGUACAAGACACCCGAUGCACAGAUAGGAAAUUCCUCACUACCAAAUCCAAAGUGUUUGUUGCUUUGUCUAGUUUUCCUGGGGCCGGGAAUACCUGGGCUCGUCAUUUAAUAGAACACGCCACUGGAUACUACACUGGAAGCUAUUACUUUGAUGGAACCCUGUACAACAAAGGUUUUAAAGGAGAAAAAGACCACUGGAGAAGCAGGAGGACUAUCUGUGUGAAAACACAUGAAAGUGGCAAGAGAGAGAUCGAAAUGUUUGACUCCGCCAUCUUGUUGAUAAGGAACCCAUACAAAUCUCUAAUGGCAGAAUUCAACCGGAAAUGUGCUGGCCACCUGGGAUAUGCAACAGAUAGGAACUGGAAGAGUAAAGAGUGGCCAGACUUUGUCAACAGCUACGCCUCAUGGUGGGCCUCUCACGUCUUAGACUGGUUAAAAUAUGGAAAACAUCUUUUUGUUAUUCACUAUGAAGACUUAAAACAGAAUCUCAUCUCCAAGCUGAAAGAAAUGGUGGAAUUCCUAAACAUGACGGUGACAGAGGACCGACUGCUCUGUGUCGAAAACAACAGAGAUGGGAAUUUCAAGCGGUCAGGUGCUAGGCAGAAGGAUUUUGAGCCGUUUACCCAGGAAAUGAAAGAUCUUAUCAACAGCUACAUCCUGACAGUGGAUGAAGCACUGAAAAGAAGAAACCUGACUGGGCUGCCAAGAGAGUAUGUUCCAAGAUGAUAUCCCAGUUGCCGUUAGCUGUGUUUUUAAAAUAAAAUAAAAAUAAAUAAAUACGA
Trachemys scripta elegans is the source of this 2344-nucleotide messenger RNA. RefSeq names its product WSC domain containing 1 (gene WSCD1). The transcript is spliced from 9 exons. Lineage: Eukaryota; Metazoa; Chordata; Testudines; Emydidae. Bases 543 to 2288 code for a protein of 581 amino acids. The record is from RefSeq and is a predicted model, not a curated record. Gene Ontology annotation, molecular function: sulfotransferase activity.